CAAGCAAGUGUCCCAACUAAAAAAACAAACAAAGCAACUACCAACACCUUUUUCAUGUGAUCUAUAGUCCUUACACACUUCAUUUUCGCUGCCCCUUCUCAAGAAUGAGUCAAGGUUUAUUUACGAACCCAUUUGGGAUUCCUCCACCAUCUGAUGAUUCUUAUGCUUCCUUAAGCCGUUUCAUAGCUGAAUUCUCACAGGCGGUUCCUGGAGACCAGUUUGCCUCGUUUGCAAAUCAACUGUCAAGUCUAAGUGAAGCGCUUGUAUCCAAAUUUCGAGGAGGAACUCGACCGCUGGACAACAUGUCUGAAAUUCGUGCGAUGUUUCAAACUCUUGACCAAAAGUUUACUAAUCUAGAAGAUGGACAAACUAGCCUCAAAGAAGAGAUGAUUCGAGGACAAAGUAGCCUUAGAGAAGAGAUGAUUCGAGGACAAAAUAGCCUCCGAGAAGGACAAAUAAGGCUAGAAGGAAAACUUGAAUCUUUGAACAGUAUUUUUCUAGCUAAUAAGGGUGAUGUCUAUUUACAGUGCCGCGAAAUUGAUUCCAAAGUUAACAAGACAAGAUCCUCAGCGCAGAGAUCUGAAAAUAUUAUCAACAGAUUCGUUGCGAAAGAUACAAAACCGAUUCCAUUUGUUAAUGGACAGGAACCUCCUACUGAGCUACCUGAGUUAAAAACUAUCUCCGACGUUGACAAUUUGAAUCCACAGCAAUUGAAAACGUAUACAGAGGGAUAUGGGUUUAAGUAUGACGAGAAUGAGCCUCAAAAGUCUCUUAAAAGAAAAAUUGCAGACUCUGCUGGUUUUGUUACUCACCAGGAUGUUUUAUACGAAUUGUCAGACAGCAAUGAAUCCCUUCGAGACGUAGGAAACCAAAGUAGUGCACCAAAUCAACGGGCAGGUACACGCAGGCUUUGUCAUCAUUGAUAAGUAUUACGAGUAGAACCGAAUUUUUCAUCUCUUCUUAUUAUAAAGCUUAUUCAAAGCUUUUUAACUUCUUGCUGUUGAAGAAAAUAACUUUAUCUUUCCUAAGCAUAUUUAUUUCAGGUAAUGCCUAUUCGCCAUAUUAGACUUUUCAAGAUUGCAUAAAUAUCCUGUAUGGCUUGAAAAAAGAAUAUGGAUCCUCUCUCUGUCUCUUUACCAAUUCUAUCGAAGAUGAGAGUUAUCCUAGAGGUGUGUUUCUCGGGAUUAACGCUUAAAUUAUAUGAAGCGGUCAUAAUCAUGACCGCUGGUUUGACUUAAUUUUAAUGCGCUUGUUACCUAAUUUGAACGCUGCGUCUAACUUCAGAUUCAGGUUCUGCGUUGGGUUGAGUUGAGUGAACGUCGAUGAACGCUGUUCCAACUUGGGAUAGCGAUCAUGUUCGUUUGUUUUAUGUUCGUUUGAUUUUUGAUUUUUUAAUUUGUUUUAUGAAACUAAUGAAAACUCAAACAAUUCAAUUGUGGAAAAUGCUGGUGAACGUUACAAUUGUUAUGAAAUCAUAUUAAAUGUUGUUUCUCGAGUUUGCAACAUUGUAGGACGUUUCCAUUUCUAUAUUCAAGUUUACAGAGUGUAG
Molecule: messenger RNA, 1549 nt
Organism: Schizosaccharomyces cryophilus OY26
Lineage: Eukaryota; Fungi; Ascomycota; Schizosaccharomycetes; Schizosaccharomycetales; Schizosaccharomycetaceae
Exons: 1
Coding region: 105-923 (272 amino acids)
Source: RefSeq, a predicted model, not a curated record